This is a messenger RNA of Corylus avellana, 717 nucleotides long. The record is from RefSeq and is a predicted model, not a curated record. Lineage: Eukaryota; Viridiplantae; Streptophyta; Magnoliopsida; Fagales; Betulaceae.
GUCUAAAUGUUGGCGUUGGAUUUUGCUGAAUGUUGCUAUUCUUGUUGGGUUUGCACAACAAGAUCAUAGGUGUUUGUAAAAUGCCCAAGCAACCACAAAGAGAAAGGAGGCCUCCGUAUUUUGAGUUUUUCAUUACUAAUUGUCAUGUUGCUGGUCAUUACAGAUUUAACCAAUCAUUGGGACAUUCCAAAAAUAGUAGAAGAAGGAGAAGGGAUUAUCCUGACAUUGUAUCCCCAUGAACAGACGGAUCCGGAUUAUGUAUAUAAAAAGGUUUUGAAGGAUGAGUUUUACAUUGGGCUUAGGCAUAAGAGGGCAACCGGGCAGGAAUAUGCAGAGCUUCUAGAUGAGUUCUUGUGUGCAGUUAAACAGAACUAUGGGGAGAAAGUUCUAGUACAGUUUGAGGAUUUUGCUAACCAUAACGCAUUCGAGCUGCUGGCACGAUAUCGCUCAACUCAUCUUGUCUUUAAUGAUGAUAUACAGGGUACAGCAUCUGUGGUAUUGGCGGGGAUUAUUGCAGCCCUGAAAUUAGUUGGUGGAACCUUAGCAGACAACACUUUCUUAUUCCUGGGUGCUGGAGAAUUGAGGCUCAAACACCAUUUGCCUUUGGAGUCUAUUCUUCUUCUUUUUUUCAUUCUUUUUGUCUGUUUGUUUUUCUUGCACUGCUCAAAUUAAGGACAAUUUGAAAGUAAUAAUACAUUUUUUCUACACUUUGAUACA